Molecule: messenger RNA, 800 nt
Organism: Magallana angulata
Lineage: Eukaryota; Metazoa; Mollusca; Bivalvia; Ostreida; Ostreidae
Exons: 4
Coding region: 2-595 (197 amino acids)
Source: RefSeq, a predicted model, not a curated record
CAUGCAGUACAAGGGGACAAAAUACCAGACGUAUGUCGCAGUCACUACAUUUUGCUGCACCAUGUUAUGUGCGUCUUUAAACUGUGAAAGGAAAUCAAAAGAAAACUGUCUUGAGGAUUGCCAAUGGAGCAAGGUGGACAAGUGCAUUGAUUGUCCGGAUGGCUUCUAUGGAAUAAACUGUUCAAGACAAUGCAGGUAUCCAAACUAUGGGAAAGAUUGUCAACAGGAUUGUUCACAUUGUAACCGGGAAAUAUGUAAUUCAACCUUUGGGUGUCUGACGCAGGACGGGACAAUUGAAAGAGAAUAUCAGAAAUUGCCAGGUGAUUCAAAUCUCCCAAUGGUUAUCGGAAUUGUCGUCGGGGUUUCAGCUGUACUGGUCAUUGCAACUCUUCUUAUCAUUGAAUUAGUAAACAGACGAUUCCACUCAAGACAAAUAAAACUAAACGCCCAUUACGUUGGAUCUGUCAUCUCAGAACACAUCACUAGCACUCUUUGGAGACCAACUGAACAACGCAUUGAUAUUUGCGAUGUAGAUAUAUCUACUGACAACAGUAUCUACAUGCUAGCAGACUCACGUCGAUAUGAAAACAUGUAACUCCAAGGAAUAUGUAUAUCUUUUUUUAAAUGCCAAAUUUUUACUUUUUGAAUGAGUAAAAAAUGAUGAUCGUGUUUCGAAACCAAUGUGAAAUACAUUGUAGACUAUCUAAUGUAUGUUUUUCUAUAAGAUAUAACAGGUGUUAUAUUUUGUAUCUGCACUAUUUCUUAUUUUUCAUUUAGUUCAAUGCUUUUCCUCAUGAUCA